AAACAUCGAUUGGAAAGAAAGCAUGGCGCGUGUGGUGUGGCAUUGUGACUCUAGCUGCUGGGUUUCCAACUAAGGGGUAACACUGACCAGCGCUUCAUUUAAAAGUACUUCAAACUUACGGGAUCAUGGAAAACAUUCCUGUCUGUCACAAACGAAAGAGGGAUCCGUCACCGAACGCGCAGAACGCAAAGAGACCGGCGAGGGAAACCGGGUGCAACGGAGCGCCUCAACACGAGUGUCUUUCCCGGUCCCGGCGCCCACCACGUCUCUCUGCCCCAUUCGACCGAAUCCAAGAGCCGGUCACGUUAAAUGAGCUCACGGAGCUGCUACAUUUCGCUUUAUUAGGGAAAACAGGCAGAGUCAAACAACCCAGCUGGUGUCGGUUGCGCGGACAGAGCCGGUUGGCGGGGGUGAACGUGGUGGUUUUGGAGGGGAUGACCCAGGACCUGUUUUACGCACACUAUCUGCAUUUCCCUCACCUCCGGAGCGCGUUCCGGACGAGAUGCAGCUUCACUCCGUCGCCUGGCAGCAGCAUCUGCUCCAUCUUCGGCAGUCAAGUUUCUGGUUCUGAGAGUUCUGUUGUCUCCCAUGGAGAACUAGAAGGUCUGAGGUGGCACCCGGUCAUCCAGAGGUUUGGGGUAGCGACGCGCGGCCUCACAGCCUACACUCUGACCCUGGAGGAGAGAAUCAAGAAGCACUUCCCUGUGAAAGGGAUGCCAGGCAGUGAGGACUGUGUGUGUACACUCUGUGAUGACAUCAUCACAGACAGCAGCCCUCUCUACGGACUUGACUGUGAGAUGUGUGUGACAGAACAGGGUUAUGAGCUGGCUCGUGUGUCUCUCGUGGACAGUAGAGGGCGCUGUUUGCUGGACCAGCUGGUAAAACCUGAGAACCGCAUCCUCAACUACCUCACCAGGUUCUCAGGUAUUACCCGGGCAAUGUUGCAGCCAAUCACCACUACCCUGAGGGACGUCCAAUCAAAACUCAAGGAACUGUUGCCGCGGGACGCCGUCUUGGUUGGCCACUCCCUCGACAACGACCUGAGGGCUUUGAAGCUCAUCCACCCUCAUGUGAUUGACACCUCUCUGCUCUACAAGAGGGACUUUGGACAGAGGUUCAAACUGAAGGUCCUGGCUGAGGCCAUCCUGCUGAAGCAGAUCCAGACGGAGGAGGUCAAAGGUCAUGACCCCAGGGAGGACGCCCAGGCUGCCCUGGAGCUGGCCCAGUACUUCAUCACCACCGGACCCAGACAGGUUGUGCAGCAGCAUGUGGGUGGUCUUUGGGGAGACAAUCAGAGCUUGCCAGAGUCUCCUGUCAGACACACACACACAGAGGACUACAGGUUUUCUGAGGUUCUGCAGAGGUCUGGCCAAUCAGCAGUGUUUAUAGGGCACCGUGCUGACAUUCCCCUGGCGCUGUCCAAUCAGCAGUGGCAUAGCUCAGACCGAGAGGUGCUAUCGUCGUUCAGGAGGAGGAUAGAGGAGGACCCUCCCUCGCUCAGUGUGGUCCAGUUUUCGGACUCCAGACUCCUGCUCUCUCAACACAUGGUGUGUGUGCGUUUGAGAGAGAUGUGUGUGGUGUUUGCUGGGCCUCUGCCCCCAGCCUACACAGAGAGGGAGGUGAAGAAACUGUUCAGGAGCUGUGGAACCAUCCGAAAUGUCAGGAUGCUCAACACCCACACGCUGCAUGCUGAGGUGGAGUUUGAGCUGCUGGAGGGAGCCCAGCUAGCCGUGGAAACGCUAAAUGGACUCCUGCUACAAGAAGCACCUUGCAAGGUGCAGCGGCCAGUCAAGGAGUCCAUGUUGGAUCUGGACGUCUUCCUCGCCGCUCUGCGUGACGACCCCCUCAACGCUAACCUCAUCUACGCCGCCAGGCUAAAGGCUAGCGUUAACCACACCAGGGUCCCAGCAAAAGUCAAUGGAAAUAUGCUACAUGCCAAAUAUCCAGAGCACCCAGUCAAAGACAAUGUGCUAGGUGCUAACGGAGAUGAGCGACAUGCUAGCUCCUCAGAGCCCUGUGAAGAUGAGCGACAUGCUAGCUCCUCAGAGCCCUGUGAAGAUGAGCGACAUGCUAGCUCCUCAGAGCCCUGUGAAGAUGAACGACAUGUUAGCUCCUCAGAGCCCUGUGAAGAUGAGCGACAUGCUAGCUCCUCAGAGCCCUGUGAAGAUGAGCGACAUGCUAGCUCCUCAGAGCCCUGUGAAGAUGAGCGACAUGCUAGCUCCUCAGAGCCCUGUGAAGACGACCUGAGACACAAUCUGAGAGACACCUUCGGGCAGUUCGGAACCAUCGAAGGCAUCAUCAUGCCCACAACGACAACUAGGAAACGAAGGCAUGCUUUCAUAAAGUAUCAGAGUUGUAGCAGUGUGAAGGCAGCCCUCAGCUCACCUGUGGAACUCUGGGACAGGAAGUCAUCCGCCUGCCUGGCCCUGACCCCGCCCCACCUGCCCUCCUGGGUAUCCAUGGAGACAACCCCCCUCGGCUACCCGCCUGGCAACCAGGACCAAGAAGUGGAGCACGCAAUGAGGAAGUUGGACGGGCGUGUCCGGAAGCUGUUCAAAUCCCUCCCAGACCACACCCUCAGCAUCGUCCUGUUGCCCGGGGUUACAGGACCCCACGGCAACCUCACUGGACUCUGCUUCCUGGAGGUCAAACAGGCCACGCCUCCACACCCUAACCAUUUGCCUGAACAUGCAUGUGUUUAGCAUGUAUACUGGGGAUCCAGCUCACAGAACAAUGGUGUUGAAGGUUCUAAAACAUGAUUGUUGUAACAGAACUAGAACCAUGUUUAAGCGUUGUAGAAAAUGGACCUGUGCUGGAAGUGUUCCCUGGUCUAGAACUCACCUGACCACUUUCUGCUGGUGCCUUCUGAUCAUGUCUGCUUCAAUAAAAGCUGACAGC
This is a messenger RNA of Hypomesus transpacificus, 2898 nucleotides long. RefSeq names its product RNA exonuclease 5-like. Gene Ontology annotation, molecular function: RNA binding; exonuclease activity. Lineage: Eukaryota; Metazoa; Chordata; Actinopteri; Osmeriformes; Osmeridae. Gene Ontology annotation, cellular component: nucleus. The record is from RefSeq and is a predicted model, not a curated record. The transcript is spliced from 16 exons. Bases 126 to 2702 code for a protein of 858 amino acids.